Rhodamnia argentea is the source of this 3335-nucleotide messenger RNA. RefSeq names its product protein BLISTER. The coding region runs from base 494 to 2914 and encodes 806 amino acids. The transcript is spliced from 13 exons. The record is from RefSeq and is a predicted model, not a curated record. Gene Ontology annotation, biological process: regulation of growth. NCBI's taxonomy places the organism in Eukaryota, Viridiplantae, Streptophyta, Magnoliopsida, Myrtales, Myrtaceae.
ACCAUCAAUGCAAGAAAAGAAAAAAAUAAAUAAAAAAAAUCCCGAAAAAAAGAGGAAGAAGAACAAGAAGAGGGAGAUCUGCACUUGCAACUCUCGAAUUUCACAAUUCCUGCUCCUCCGAUUCUCUCCCACCAGAUCGGACGCGCUUUCUUGUCCUGAAUUUUAGGGUUUCUCAUCCUUCUCUUCCAAUUCUCAUUCCAUCCGUUUUCGAAUUGUUCAUCCAUCUUUGUUCUGUUCUCGCUUUGGCCGCCGGAAGGUUUCGUUUUUUUGGGUGCAUGUCCGGUUCUGGCCUCUCGAUCUUUUUUUUUUUUAGCGAUUGGUUAGUGGGCGCGGUUGCCGGAGUUUUGGCUCUCGGUCGCUGAUUCGCCGUUGAGGAGCCGGUUUUGCGGAGUUUUGGUGGUGGGCGGCGGCGGCGGGGUUGUUUUGGGGAAGUGGGGAUUGGGCGUUGAUUUUGAAUGUGCUUCGUUAGGGUUGCUGGAUUCGUCGGUUUCGGAUGGCUUCUGCGCAGGUGCUGCCGAGUUCGCGUAAGCAAGAGCAUCUGGAAGCUGGCAAGCGCCGGCUAGAAGAAUUCCGCAAGAAAAAGGCUGCAGAUCGAGCGAAAAAGGCCGCUAGUAACCAAAUUAAUGCUUCUGAUGGUGGCCCUAAUGAGAAAAAAUCACUGGAUGCUGAAGUUGGGCGACUUGCAGAUUCUGACGCUGUUAGAUCGUUUAAUGUACCUGGUGGAGUCGAUAAUCAACCUUUUGCUGCAGAGAAUAAUGAUGAUGUAAAAGCAUUUCAGUUUUCCCAGAGAAGCAGGGAAAAUUCUGUUAGUGACGUUCAUUCCUUACCAGAGUUUCCAGUGGGUGUAAAUGAUGCAUUCUCUAAGUAUCCAGCACAGACAAUGGGAGAAUACCAAGAACGUGAGGGCUAUGGAGGCUUGGCGUCUAAUGGACCGAUUGGCUAUAGCUACGGCCAAGAGAAUAAUCACAUGAAAAGUGAUUAUCGAAUGUAUGCUGCAACUUCUGGGUUUACAUCUGACCAGUCUGAUGCUUUAUCCACACAAGCCAGUCAGGAGAUUGGUCGCAGUUCUGGCCGCUCUAGUUUCCACGGGAAGGAAGAAUCUCUGAUGAAAGAAAAUAGUGGGAGUUCAAAUGACUUAUUAUUUUCAAAUCUUGGUUCUUCUGUUGUAGAAAAUUUCUCUCCCCAGAAUUCAGGCAGCUUUAUUUCACCAAAUUAUCCCAGUGAUGCCAACAUAUUGCCUGGUGCACACACAAGUUCAAUAUACAAUGAAGACUCUGUGCAACCAGCUACCAACACAAUAAGGUCUCCUGCUGGGAGUGGGUUGAGAAUGUUUGAUACGGCACACUUCAACGGUUCUCAGAUAUCUGAUUUUCAAGAAAGGAAGCUUGGUAGCAUCUUUGACAAGUUGCCUAGUACACAAAGUGCAACUUCUCAGAUAUCUGGCUAUUCUUCAUCUGAUUUGAAUUUUGAUUUUAAUAGUUCCUUGAACAAUAUUCCUCUAUAUUCGACAGUUAGUGAAUCACAUCCACGAAGAUCACGCCCGUCGUUUCUUGAUUCUCUUAAUGUAACUAGAUCUUCACCAUCACUUCCUUCCAAAAACGUUGAACCAGAGGAGCCUGUCGCAAUUAAUAGCUUGAAUUUUAGCAGCAUUGAUGCUGGAAACUCAAACCCUUUCCGUCAUACAAAUGAUGGGAAUGUAGGGCCGUUCUCCAAACCGGGAGCAUCACAUGGACCUGAUAUACCCAUGCAUUCCAUUAGUCCUUCACCUUUUGUAUUUAAUUCAGAAAGCCAUGCUGGUGAGCAAAGCAUCGAGAGCAAACCUGAGUUCUAUACCUCUAAACAGAAUGAAGAUUUUGCUGCAUUGGAACAGCACAUUGAAGAUUUGACGCAAGAAAAAUUUUCCUUGCAACGAGCUCUUGAGGCUUCAAGGGCUUUGGCAGAGUCCUUAGCAGCCGACAAUUCUUCUUUGUCAGACAGUUAUAACCAACAGAGAAGUGUUGUCAACCAACUGAAAGAUGAUAUGCAAAAUUUACAGGAGGAGAUUAAUGCACGACUGGUGGAGCUUGAGGCUAUCAAACAUGAAUAUACCAAUGCACAAUUAGAAUGUAAUGCAGCUGAUGAACGGGCCAAACUAUUGGCUUCUGAAGUUAUUGGCUUAGAAGAGAAGGCUCUCAGGUUGAGGUCCAGUGAGUUAAAGCUGGAAAGGCAAUUGGAAAAUUUACAAGCAGAAAUUUCUACCUACAAAAAGAAAGUAUCUAGCCUAGAAAAAGAUCGUCAGGACCUCCAGUCCACUGUUAGUGCUCUUCAAGAAGAAAAGAAGCUGUUGCAGUCAAAGUUACGGAAAGCUUCAGCUGGUAAGGUUUCUGGUGAUUUAAGCAAGAGCAUUGCCAGUAGAAAAGAUAUAUCCACUUCAACUGAUGACCUUGAUGUUAUCUCGGAAAGUCCCAUCCAGCAUAUGGAACAUGACAGGUCUCUCUCUGGCUAUGAUACAUCUAGUUCCCUGUUGCUGUCUGAAGAUGUUGAGUUAAAUAUCGAAGCUUCAUCUGUAUAUAUACCUGCUGAUCAGAUGAGAAUGAUCAUAAAUAUCAAUACAGUAAUAUCAGAGUUAGCAUUAGAGAAAGAAGAGUUACUGAAGGCAUUGGCGUCUGAAACAUCUGAAAAUACCAAACUGAAGGCCUUGAAUGAAGAGUUGUCCCGCAAACUGGAAAUCCAGACUCAGAGAUUGGAACUUUUGACUGCUCAGAGCAUGGUCCAUGACAAUCUGACAAUAACCAAACUACCUGAUUCCCACGAUGUGCAAGAGAAUACUGCAUAUGCAGAUGAGGGUGAUGAGGUUGUCGAGAGGGUAUUGGGAUGGAUAAUGAAGCUUUUCCCUGGAGGGCCUUCAAGAAGAAGAACCAGCAAACUCCUUUGAUACCUGGAUUGGAGGAUCCCUUUUGAUGACGAAGCUGCAGGAACCCGAGCGGUGUCUCUCUUUUGGUGAUUCAUCACAGGCCAUUAUCUGUAUAUCCGAGUCGAUAAUACAGUCCAUUCUUUGUGACAUGAGGGAAAAAUUGAGCAAAAGGCCUUCCAAAUAGCUAGGCCAAUUCGGUUUUCAUCUAUUUUUUUAAAAUUUUAUUCUUUUUUUGUUUUUUAAAUUUGGACAUAGGUCAAGAGAGAAAUUCUUUCUUUGCUCUGUUGGGAUAUCAAAAUUUUGGUGAGAGAAGCAUUGGGCAUGGAAACAUUGAACGGGGAUAUGGAGUCAAAACUGGGAAAUAAUGUGUAUCACCUGUUGUCUUAUAGUACAGUCUGCAGCCCAUUUUUGUUGUAUGUGGGUUGUAGCUUUGGGGUCAAAA